Sesamum indicum (sesame) is the source of this 1091-nucleotide messenger RNA. RefSeq names its product kiwellin-1-like. NCBI's taxonomy places the organism in Eukaryota, Viridiplantae, Streptophyta, Magnoliopsida, Lamiales, Pedaliaceae. The record is from RefSeq and is a predicted model, not a curated record.
CGGUCAAGGAAUAUAACGUUCUCAUUCAUCUGUAUGCGAUAUUCAUUUUACAACUUUGUGUCUGACGGAACGAAAAUGAAUUCUCUGCUUAAUCGUGAACCGUGUUUUGAUUUACAUGAAGUAUAACACUGUCGUUGCCCAAGAUAUUACCCUGCACGUUGCGCUGAGAAGCUUAACCAACACGGCAAAAUAACAAAUUCCUGAAUCAGUGGCAAUUGGCAUAAACCAUUUGAACCCUCCUCUGGAUCAUCUGAUUGACAAUCAAUCACUCCCCUAACAGAAUAAUUCAAAAUAACUUCAGUCUUUGAGUACUUUCUUGGCAAUUUCAGUGUAUAAUGCUUAUAUAAGCUGAUCAAUGAUCCUCAGUUUUGCAUUACUGUCUAAAGUACAUACAGAGACAAGAUGAGAAAACACUUCACCGCCGUACUUCUUCUGCUCCUUGCAGCUUAUUCUUCAGAGGCCAGACUUGAAUCUUGCAAGCCAAGUGGAAAAAUAAUGGGUAAAAAGCCACCUCCAGGGCAAUGUAACCAGGAAAACGACUCCGAUUGUUGUAAAGCUGGGGAGCUCUAUACCACUUAUAAGUGUUCGCCCCCUGUUUCUGGAACAACGAAAGCAGUUCUCACCCUCAACAGCUUUGAGAAAGGUGGAGACGGAGGUGGGCCGUCGGAAUGUGACAAGAAGUACCAUUCUGAUGACACGCCGGUUGUAGCGCUAUCGACUGGAUGGUAUAGUGGAGGGUCCAGGUGCCUUGACAACAUAACUAUAAGUGCCAAUGGCCUGAGUGUGACGGCCAUGGUGGUCGACGAGUGUGAUUCCACGAUGGGAUGUGAUGAGGAUCAUGAUUAUCAGCCGCCGUGUCCUAAUAACAUCGUGGAUGCCUCUAAAGCUGUCUGGAAAGCCCUGGGAAUUCCUGAAGAUGACUGGGGAGAGUUGGAUAUCACUUGGUCUGAUGCAUAGAGCAGUUGAUAUACGGUUGUUAUCAUGUGUUGAAAAAUUACGAUAUUUGUAUCAUACAAAGUUGAUGACACUCUGUUUGCAAAUACUAGCACAAUUUGCACAUGGGUUGACUUAUGCUUAAUUUGCUAAAUUUA